AUGUAUCGGACCCGACUUCCUAUGGUGCCCGCCACAGCUCGGGCCCUCCUUAUACGGCGCGUCAAGUGUGAUGAGGCAAAACCCAGCUGCAAGCGAUGUACCUCCACUGGGCGCAGAUGCGAUGGGUACGAGUUUCUUCCCCAGGAUGCCACGGCCAGCUCAAGAUCAACCUCGUUAUUGCCACCACAAGCGCCUCCUCGUGUGACUUUCCAACAUCUAUAUCAACCCAAUUCCAUCUCGAAACCCUUCCAAGGAACCACUCAAGAACGUCGCAUCUUUCACCGAUUCCAAUAUUGCACGGUCCCCGCGUUCACCGGUGGGUCGGAGUCUGGCUUUUGGACCAAGCUCGUGCUUCGAGUGGGUCAAGACGAACCCGUCAUCCGCAACGCCAUCAUUGCACUGGGCACGCUACAUGAGGAUUAUCAGAUUCGUUGUGGCCAAUAUUCUCCCCGAUUGCUCAAGGAGGACAGCUACCAGGACGCCCUGAAGCUAUAUGGUAAGGCAGUCCACCAGCUGCAUCAGAGAAUCAACGUGUACUCCCCGACAAACGCCAAGCUAGCCAUUAUUGCAAGUAUAUUAUUUGCAUGCUUUGAGGUCCUGCGGAGGGAUAAUAUGACUGCCGUCUUCCACUACCAGACCGGAAUGAAAGCAUUGAUCCGUGAGAUGGAGCGUUCCAAAGAUGGCAGCUCCUCGCUGACCCCGUAUUCCUCCGGUCAGCCGUCAAAAGCAAUCUUUCAAGAGACACCCCAGAGCGACAUGGAUGAGAUGCUGCGCGUCUUUGCACGAUAUGAUAUUCAAGCAUGCACAUUUUCCAAAGACGAAGCCUGGCCCCUGUCAACUCACGUGGACCCCGUCCCGCUGGUCCUACCUACCAACCUCAGUCUGGAUCAAGUACGAAAUCAUCUCGAUAACCUCCUUGUAUCGGUGUACCAGCUAGUCAAGUCCGAUUUGCGCAUGUUCCGAUACUGGCCGGCAGACUCGGUACCCAUGCAAUGGAAGCUUCAACGACAGGACGCGAUCGGCAUUUUUGAUUCGUGGACCCCGGCUCUAGAAGAGUUCUUUCAGUCCCAGGCCACGCAACUGUCGGACGCAGACAGCCGAAGCCUACUAGGACUACGACUGCAAAUCAAGACGGCUGUUAUCAUGCUCAAGACAUGCAUAGACUCUGGGCCGGAAACCACGUUCGAUGCCUUUGAAGAUGAUUUUGAGGAUAUGGUGUCUAAAGUCGAACAGAUGACCGCCGCCCUCGGCAUGCCGGAAGCUGGCCCUCUAGAUGUUGACCACAUCCCUUUCACCAUGGAACUUGGGAUUAUCCACCCUCUAUUCUUUGUCGCAUGCAAGUGUCGAAACUGGGAUAUUCGACGGCGGGCGAUUGCCCAAUUAAGAAGAAGCGGCAAGGAGGGAGUCUGGGAGGGCCCUAUCAUGGCCGUGCUCGCGCGGAGAAUCAUGGUGCUGGAGGAAGAAGGCCUGGCUUAUGGGGAUGUGGUGCCAGAAGCGAACCGUUUCCAUGAAAUCAAGAAGAAUGUGGAAUACGACAAUCGAAGCAUACGAUUCGAUGCGACGAGAGCGACGGAUGCAACAUGCCAGUAUUUUUCGAGGUUCGGCGAGACUGUGGCAUUCUGA
Messenger RNA from Exophiala dermatitidis NIH/UT8656, 1623 nucleotides. RefSeq lists its product as uncharacterized. The record is from RefSeq and is a predicted model, not a curated record. The transcript has 3 exons. Lineage: Eukaryota; Fungi; Ascomycota; Eurotiomycetes; Chaetothyriales; Herpotrichiellaceae. Gene Ontology annotation, biological process: regulation of DNA-templated transcription. Gene Ontology annotation, molecular function: zinc ion binding; DNA-binding transcription factor activity, RNA polymerase II-specific. The coding region runs from base 1 to 1623 and encodes 540 amino acids.